Molecule: messenger RNA, 1903 nt
Organism: Haliotis rubra (blacklip abalone)
Lineage: Eukaryota; Metazoa; Mollusca; Gastropoda; Lepetellida; Haliotidae
Exons: 13
Coding region: 127-1776 (549 amino acids)
Source: RefSeq, a predicted model, not a curated record
GAUGGCGCUGUUAGCGACGUAAACAUAAUAGGAAGUCAAUUUCGCAAGCAAUUUAGAAGUGUUGCAAACUAUUUGACAUUAUGACAUAGCUUUGGAGAAGGAAUUCUCUUGAAAAAGGAAAACAAAAUGGAUAAGAAGGAUCCAUAUGAUGCGAAGACAGAGAAAGAUGAAACUGAAGAAGAUGAAAACCAGGCUUUAACCUCUGACCUUGGUGAUCGCCAGGCUGGAAAAGAUUCCACAGAAGCUGAAAAUGACUUGACCAAGACAGAAGAAAAUGCAUUGAACAAGAUGCGUCGCCAGCGGUCAGAGUACUCGACCAAUGGAGAUAAGGCAGAGGAAGAAGCAGCUCAUAUGGGACACAGUAACCAUGGUAACACAGUCGGUGGCUUUGCAAUGUUGUCCCCCUCUGACCACUGGAGAUACAGGGCGAAUCCAACAUCAAGCGACCAUCUUGUGGAUGCAGCUCCUGCUGUUACUCGGUACUCUAACGACCGGUCUCGUCAGUACCUCAAGGAGCUGCCUGCAAGUGCUGCCAACGGGGACCCGCUGUCCCCAGAUGCUGCUGACCCUGACAAUGUUGACGGCGACAUGGCUACAACCACGUUCAUCCGGCAGCCCUGGCAGCCUCCAUUAGACACCAAGCCCAGACCGGCGGCUGGUGCGUCCAUAGAAGAUACUCCCACCUACCGUGCACCUGCCGAGCUGGGUGACAUUGAGCUGCAUGACAUGGAGCGGACCGGGCCCCCACCAGAGGAGGAAGUAGAGGCGUAUGAGUGUACUGGACUAUGCUGGUUUAACUGCGUGGGCACCCUGAUCGUCCGCUUCUACCAACAGCUGUGCACUGCUCACUCCACAUACUCCCGCACCAAGAGGAUUCUGGGAAUUAUUGCACUGAUCUCCAUUGCAUGUCUGGUUCUAUUUAUUGGCGUAUUCUCCUCCAGCUUUGAAUACGUUAAUUAUUACAAUAUCGCAUUGCGGAAGAGUCGUCUGACGGGAAUUGUUGACCGGAACAGGGUGCUGUAUCCAGGGUGCUACGUCCUGGGCCCUGAUGUUGACCUCAUGUACUUCAGCAGCACAGCUCACACCAUCUCCGCCACAGUGUCGGUCUUCACAGAGGACAAGAUGGUCAUUGAUGUUGAAGUUUCACUUCAGUACUUCCUCAGACCAGAAGAAGUUGGCAAGCUCCAUUCCAUGUUUGACAUGGAUUACCAUGAUGUGUUUGAGAGCUUGGUGUUCAACACUAUCAAGAAUGAGGGCACCAAACACAGCCUGGACAUGUACCGCCAGAACCGCCCCCAGUUGGAGAGGGACUUUCAUCACAAGAUUCGACAGAGACUGGGUGGCACCUGCUGUCCAAGCUGCUGCCCUAACGAUUGUAGCAACAAGACCGUGUGUGAGCUGUGUGCGUCGGCGGCGACGUGUGAUGGUGGGUAUCAUGCAGACGUGGAGUACUUCCAGAUGGGAAAAAUCAGCAUCCCCAAUGAGGUGUUCGAUCGCGAUACAUGCGGCAGACCAUCCUCCAGGUUGGUAUCAGCGGCAGAGAUCCGUGCCAAUGCGACGGUAAACGGGAAGAUGAUCGGUGUGGUUGCUGAGUCGGAGAAAGAGAAAAUCAUCCAGAAGUCUUACAUCCAGGCUCUGAAGGACUUCUACCAGAAACUCAACGUGGUGGAGGAGGACCACAAGCUGUCACUCAUGAUGAUGCGAGCCUAUGAUGACAUCAAAGACAAUCUGUAUACUUCCAUCAAUGCAUCUUCAUUAUUUCUCAAUAUGGUGUAAAGAAUGGAGACCAUUGUUGGCUGCACUGUUUGUAUAUGAGAUGACUUCAUGUUCCCGAGUUCAGUGACGUCCAUGGUUACAUCUUAGACUGAACAGACAGGAUCAGGGGAGACAAAUCUGUCUGACC